Molecule: messenger RNA, 4434 nt
Organism: Rhinichthys klamathensis goyatoka
Lineage: Eukaryota; Metazoa; Chordata; Actinopteri; Cypriniformes; Leuciscidae
Gene: dusp8a
Product: dual specificity phosphatase 8a
Exons: 7
Coding region: 398-2287 (629 amino acids)
Biological process (GO): protein dephosphorylation; negative regulation of MAPK cascade
Cellular component (GO): cytoplasm
Molecular function (GO): MAP kinase tyrosine/serine/threonine phosphatase activity; protein tyrosine/threonine phosphatase activity
Source: RefSeq, a predicted model, not a curated record
UAGUGCCUAAGUGCACCUUCUGUUUUCCCGGCUGGCUAAUGUCUACUAUCGCUUAUCUCUCUUUUCGUUACGGCGUCACCCGCUGGCCCAGUUGCGCUGUAGAAGAAUGAACAGGUUUUAAUGGUUUUGUUAUUCGCAUGUGUGUGACAGACAGCAGUACAGACUCAUGGUUAGUAUACACUAGUGACGUCUGCUGGCGAAUGGCUUCCCAUCGGAGCGCAGUGCCCUACAUGGAGAGCAGCUGAAACACUCGGGACCAGGGCAAACGGAGACACCAUGCGCACCUUGAUGUCUCUUUGUGACCCGUGUCAGUGAUUUUAUUAUCACUGAUCCACCGCCUCUGCCUUGGUUGUCGUCGUGAGCAACCUUCAUCCAGAGAGGGCUUCUGGGUACCUCCAUGGCGGGGGAAAAGGGUCGUCGCAGCGUCAUGGAUAUCAAGCGCCUGGCGGGGCUGCUCCAGCGUGGAGCCGGGCGAUUGCUGGUCAUCGACAGUCGGACUUUCUCGGAGUACAACGCCUCGCAUGUGUACGGUGCCGUCAACGUCUGCUGUUCCAAACUGGUCAAGAGGAGGCUUCAGCAGGACAAGGUGUCAGUUACCGAGCUCCUCCAACCCAACGGAAAGGUCAAGGUGGACCUGGCCCGCAGACAGGAGGUGGUGGUGUACGAUCAGAGCACUAAAGACGCCGGUCAGCUUUCCAAAGACAGCUUCGUCCACAUCCUCCUGAGCAAGCUGGACGGCACCUUCCACAGGGUGUCUCUGCUCACAGGUGGUUUUGCAGCAUUCUCGUCCUGUUUUCCAGGCUUGUGUGAAGGCAAGCCAGUGGCCACUCUGCCUAUGAGCUUGUCUCAGCCAUGUCUGCCUGUGGCAAAUGUUGGUCCCACACGAAUCCUGCCCCAUCUCUACCUUGGCUCACAAAAAGAUGUGCUCAACAAGGAUCUAAUGGCUCAAAAUGGCAUCACAUAUGUAUUAAAUGCAAGCAACACUUGCCCAAAGCCAGAGUUCAUCUCCGAAAGCCAUUUCAUGCGUAUACCCGUCAAUGACAACUACUGUGAAAAACUCCUGCCAUGGCUAGACAAAACCAACGAGUUUAUUGACAAAGCCAAGGUUUCCAACUGUCGAGUCAUUGUCCAUUGUUUAGCUGGCAUCUCCAGGUCCGCCACCAUCGCCAUUGCUUAUAUCAUGAAGACAAUGGGCUUGUCAUCAGAUGACGCAUACAGGUUUGUGAAGGACCGCAGACCUUCAAUAUCACCCAACUUCAACUUCCUGGGACAGCUGCUGGAGUUUGAGAAGGGUCUGAGGUUGCUAAAAGCUCUGUCCUCAGGUCAGGAGAAGUUGGAGCAGUUAAAGGAACUAUCAGAACCUAGAGGAGAAUCUUCAAGUGAUCCUGAAAAGGGCCGUCUGGAGGCGGAGAAAGACCGCACAGAAUUUGACGUUAAGAUACCUUCUCCAACCUCCCUCCAGCAGGGCUUUAAUGGCUUGAAUCUUUCGGCAGAGCGUAUCCUGGACACCAACCGUCUCAAGCGCUCUUUCUCACUUGACAUAAAAUCUGUCUACGAGCCCAACCACUGUCCUCGCCUCGCACCUGUGCAUACCGAAGAUGUCCCUAAACUCUGCAAGCUGGAUAGCCCAGAGGCUGGAGAAGCCAAUGGUGUAUGCCAAUACUCACCUGUUUCAGUCAGCCCCGGUUUAGCUGAAUCUCCAGGCCUGUUUCCUGAGAGCAGCUCCAGACCUCGUUCACGGAGGAAAAGCAAGCACAAUGGUAGCAGUGCUGGAAGUUCUCCUGUGCACUCGCACAACCUAAACUUCGGACGCUCACUCCCUGCACACAAAAGUCCCAGUCUUGAUGACAAUCUGAAGCCCUCCCUGCUGCUCAGCCUUCCCACUGUGGGCACCGGGCCCAUGUGGACCAAGCAUAGAGACACCGUUCAGGCCACAACCCCUGUUACGCCAACAGGCGAAGCCCCUUGGUUCUACAGUUCGGAGUCAAUGAACAGUAAUGGAGGUGGAGGAGGGGCAGUACACUUUCCUACGCUAGGCUGUAGCAGUCUCCCUGGGCCGUGUGAGGCUGUGCGUCUGCGGGAGAAGGUGGGGGAACCACGGGACUCGAGGGGCAGCUGGCACGAGGAUGCUCCCACUUCCUGUGCUUCCGAUAAGCAGUUUAAGCGGCGCAGCUGUCAGAUGGAGUUUGAAGAGGGGAUAUCAGAGACACGUUCAAGGGAAGAACUGGGAAAGAUCAGCAAGCAAUCCAGCUUCUCUGGGAGCAUGGAGAUCAUUGAAGUAUCCUGACAUCACCUGCACAGCCCCUGAGGACUUUUACACACAGGCAGCGGACAGGCGUCACUUAUGAGCAAGGAUGACUGAGAGUGGGCCUGGAGAGGCUGUUGUGUGGAACAUUCAUAUUAGUUCAUAGGCUUGUCGAUAAUGACUGGUUCUCAGAAAUGUGACACUUUUUUUUUUUGUCUUUUUAAGCCAGUGGAACCUGACACAGAUUGACUUUGCUUUUGACUUUCUACUGUUUUUAAGCCAUAGCCAUGCCCAGAUGACAACGCGCUGAGACUCCAGUGGCAGAAUCCCUCGUUUCCUCACUCUAGAAACAGACCCCCAGGUUUCCUCAUAAAAGCUUUUCCAGCCUUUUGGUGUAUUGAGAAUCAAGCAUGGCUGUUAUGCUUAGACUUGUUUCUUUUAUUAUGCCAUAUUAUGAAGUUACACCGCCACAGCACAAGGAGUCAGCAUAGACUUAGCCUUGGUGGUACAUGCUUUUACUGGCUGAAUGAAGGCCUCUUUGUGCCGUUCUCUUGUCCACCCUGGUCCUGUAUCCUAGCAUUCAUGGAAUCCUGGAGGAGGAACCAGGCAUGUCAUGAAGGAAACGCAUUGUGGGCAUAUUCCCAUAAUGUUCUGUCACUCUUUUGUUACCCAGAUUUCAGGGUCUUGUUCUUCCCUUCCUGUGCCCAAGUGGUGAUGCUCGAACUGUUGUGCAACCCACGUUCCUCUCACCGAGCAUGCUUCGAGGCUGCUGUUUUCCUUACAAACAAAUAGUAUAUGAACUAUACACAGUGAUUUCAAUGGAUGUUUAAAUUUUUUUUUUUGUCAUUUUUCUUAGUUACAUUUUUAAUUUAUUCUACUGGUUCAUUCUGGUAAUGAGAAAUAAUAUAAAGAUUGUGGAGUUUUUAUUUUUCCUCUUUUUUCAGUGUUGAUCUUUCUUUUUCAGUGAUAUUUACGAAAAUACACUUGCAAGACCGAUACGGAACUACAAGCAAUAUGUUUUCACUUAUUGUCCUCCUUUUUGUUCAUAAGAGAGUGCGGUUAUUACCAGGAAUUAUCUGAUGUUAAAAUGCACUUUCUUUUGCUUUAAGUGGGAUGUUUUUGGAUGUUCUCAUUAAAAGGGUACCACAACGCUUUACAAAAAAUCAUGUGUAACCAUUUAUGUCCUGCGGUGUGCGUCACAAACUAAAGCAUUUGGUAUGGCUUUCAUUUGUCUCUCCAGCCUGCUGGCUUGAAUUAUUAAAGACUUUAAUCCAGCAUGAAUAAUCUAGAGUAAUCUAGAAGAAUAUGUAUGAUACCCCAUCAACUCAUUUUGAUUUUCAAGAAUUUGAUUUUUGUAUUAACAAGCACACAAGACAAAAUGAAGGGAAAAAUGACAGGGACUCUAAAGGGGUUUGUCUGUGUCCCCCAUUUGUUCUGCAUAUUUAUGAUAUUAUUUAUUGUUUGUUUGGGUCUGAUUGCGGGAGGAUGUAUGAUGGAUGUUGUGAAUGACCCUUUGCAGAUGCUCAUAUAGACUGGCGUCUUGGAGAGGAGAUAAGCCCCUAACCUUUAUAUCCACAACUGCGCACCCAAAUGAAACAAGUAUACACAACUAGAUGCAUUUUUAAACCUGACUGAUGAUCUGACAGAGUUAUGUCUGUUGAUCAACCAGUUUCUAUUGGAUCAUAAACUUUAUAUGUAAAACCAAUAACUGAUAAGAACAGGAUCUGCUCUGUGGUGACAAUACAUUCGGCUUGCUUUUUUCUCAGGGGAGCUUUUGAUGACUCAAUUACAAAUCUGGGCUCUGAGCUUUCUCUUUCCUGUCCUUUUCACUCAUUCUCUCUCUUUUGCACCCAUUUCUUUCCUACUCUUUCUCUCCCUUUUUCCCUUUAUCCUCUCCAUUUCUCUCAGAAUCUCUAGAACGCUCCAAAGUUUAAAUAUAACACAGAAAGGGUGUGUGUGUGUGCAAAUGUGAAUGGGAAUGCCCUCUCCAUGUGAGAUAGUUCAGCAAUUUAUUUAUGUCUGUAUUUUUUCAGUUAGCUUUUCUGAAUGGCAAAUCUUGUAUUUUGUGCUGCUGUAAUUGUUUUCCUUGUGUGAGACAUUACCUGUAUUUCCUUUUCCUUCCCUGUACUAUAUUUUUAAAGACAUUGUUAUCAUUAUUUAAAACAUGUAAUAAAAAGAUGCAGGCUGUC